Molecule: messenger RNA, 846 nt
Organism: Aspergillus aculeatus ATCC 16872
Lineage: Eukaryota; Fungi; Ascomycota; Eurotiomycetes; Eurotiales; Aspergillaceae
Exons: 6
Coding region: 1-846 (281 amino acids)
Molecular function (GO): monooxygenase activity; heme binding; oxidoreductase activity, acting on paired donors, with incorporation or reduction of molecular oxygen
Source: RefSeq, a predicted model, not a curated record
AUGGAUCCACCUGCCCACGGUCACCAGAGGCCUGAGUUUGUACAAAGCCGUGAAGGGUUUAUCAAGGACACCGUUCAGAGAUAUCUGGCAAAGCUCAUUGAAGCCAAAGGAGAUCAGGAAAGCGUGGACCUGGUUGAGAACUUCGCUCUUCCUAUCCCUUCUCAUUGGGAUCUUCUAGAAUACUCUGAUCGUCUACUGGAUCAAAAGAUUGCCAACCCCGGCGAUGACUUGAUCAGUUCUCUGGCCAAGGAGCAGCUGGAGCGAGGCAACUUGGAGAGACAGGACGUUGUUCAGCUGUCUUUCUUGAUCUUAGUUGCUGGUAAUCUGACUAUGAUCAACAUGAUAUCUCUUGGUGUCAUCACCUUACUUGAUAACCCUAAUCAACGCUCGUGUCUGAUCAACGAUCCUUCGCUAGCAAAAGCGUUUGUUGAAGAGCUGUGCCGCUACCAUACCGCAUCUUCCUUCGCCACUCGCCGUGUAGCAACGGUAGAUAUUGAGCUUGGUGGCAAUAUCGUCAGAGCGGGUGAAGGCAUCAUAGCUUCUAAUCAAGCUGCUAAUCGUGAUCCAACCGUGUUCCCUGACCCCGACACCUUUAAUAUGUUCCGUGAACGUGGCACUGAGCAAGCUCUUGGCUUUGGUUGGGGCGACCACCGUUGCAUUGCAGAGGGACUUGCUCGAACUGAGCUUGAGACGGUUUUCUUAAGCAGUAUUGACAAGCUGUUCUGCCUUACAGCUACGCUCUUCCAGACCCUUCCGAACCUCAAAUUAGCGGUUCCUAAAUCGGAAAUCAAGUGGACACCUGCUCGCAAGGACGUGGGCGUUAUCGAGCUUCCUGUAACCUGGUAG